Molecule: messenger RNA, 1621 nt
Organism: Drosophila eugracilis
Lineage: Eukaryota; Metazoa; Arthropoda; Insecta; Diptera; Drosophilidae
Gene: Apt1
Product: acyl-protein thioesterase 1
Exons: 6
Coding region: 249-923 (224 amino acids)
Biological process (GO): protein depalmitoylation
Cellular component (GO): cytoplasm
Molecular function (GO): palmitoyl-(protein) hydrolase activity; carboxylic ester hydrolase activity
Source: RefSeq, a predicted model, not a curated record
CACUAUUAUUUCGGGAUAGGUCUUUCGGCCUUCUGGUAACACUAGACACUUUACUCGGAACUUUUAGAAAAGCAGCUAGUCGUAGUUGAGCGAAAUUAAACAAAUUAACACGAAACUCUCGGCAUUACCUGAAAUCCGCUGACACAGCAAAAAAACAAAAAAAAAGCGACGAAAGCAGCGCCAAGUCGGCAAAUCGCAGAGUACCUGGAAUAGUUCGUCCCCAAAAGAGGCUAAACCGAAAAGCAGGCAUGUCUGCGCCGGUCAUUGUCGAGGCCACGGUCAAGCAAACCGCCACGCUGAUCUUUAUGCAUGGCCUGGGUGAUACCGGCCAUGGAUGGAGUAGCGCCUUGGCCGCCAUUCGGCCACCUUUCAUGAAGGUCAUUUGCCCUACGGCACCCACACAGCCUGUUUCGUUAAAUGCUGGAUUCCGGAUGCCCUCGUGGUUUGAUCUGAAGACCCUGGACAUCGGCGGGCCUGAGGACGAACCGGGCAUUCAGUCGGCCCGCGACAAUGUGCACGGAAUGAUACAGAAAGAGAUUAGUGCUGGAAUUCCGGCCAAUCGGAUUGUCCUGGGUGGAUUCUCGCAGGGAGGAGCAUUGGCGCUGUACUCAGCCCUGACGUACGACCAACCGCUGGCCGGUGUGGUUGCCUUGUCCUGCUGGCUGCCGCUACACAAGCAGUUCCCCGGAGCCAAGGUGAACAGCGAGGAAGUACCGAUCUUCCAGGCGCACGGCGACUACGAUCCUGUGGUGCCCUACAAGUUUGGCCAGCUGAGCGCCAGCCUGCUCAAGUCGUUCAUGAAGAAUGUGACGUUCAAGACGUACAAUGGACUAUCGCACUCGUCUUCCGAUGACGAGAUGGAUGACGUCAAGAACUUCAUAACGCUCACUCUGCUCUUUUCGAUUACAGGACAUAAUCAGUAAAUGGACACAUUGGGAGAGCCAGAACAUGGCUAGAAAGGCGCAAUGCUGCCAGAUAUCAUAGUAGCAUAUCCAAUGCUAGUGUAGUGAAGGUUCCUUCCGCAAAUCAAAGCUCCUCACCCUAGUCAAGACGUCUCGGGCCAGAACGAGAAUUGUAUUUUAGUAAUUAUUUUGUACAUACACACGAUGAACUUGGUUACCAUGAAAGGCUGUCUGUCCUAUCACCUGGUGAAAUGACAAGAAUCUGAUUCGCCAUACCGAAUGGCCAAUAAAGUUAUUUGAUGCUCUCAACUGCAAGGCGAAAUUAAUCCGAAGAGGGGCCGUCAUGUCAGUUCAGCCCAAUUAGGUAAAUUCCAUUUUAAAGAUUAUAAAAGUAACUGACAUUUCCUAAAAUAUCCAGUGUUGCAUUACGAAGGAUUUAAUGUUAUCUUCUACUGUACGGUAUAUUUUUAAGCCUUGGUAUAUUUUGUUUUUUGAGCUUGCACCACCUUUAAAGCUUGUUAUUUGUAGCUUUCUUAUCGAUAAAUUAGGCGCGGUCUGGAAGGGAAUUUAAAUUGCUUUACAUGUAUUUUUACAAACUUUGACCCAUAUUACUAUUUAAGGUUGUUUUUAAAUUCCAUGCUGAUAUGUUUGCUAAAUCUUUAAUUUGCUGUUAAAUGUAAAUACAGAAAUGUUUAAAAAUAUACAUUUAAAAAUAUUAA